UAUGUUGGAUGGUAUUGGUGGUAUUAUUAAACGCGUGUAUAACGUGGUUAGGCAAUGUUUUGAAUCCAGUCUUCCAACAAAGUCUUUGCUCAAUAAUUUUGCGUCAAAUGGCCGAAUCAAAUAAAGUAAAGAUAAAGGAAGGAUCCGCCGAGAUAUUGUCUGAAGGUCAUGUAUUCUACAAUCCAGUACAACAAUUCAAUCGAGACCUGAGUAUCUGUGUGCUGAAUGCAUUUUCAAAACAAUAUCAAACUGAAUUGAAAACAAGGAAGAAGUCAGCUGCGGCAGAUGUGGUGGUUGCCAUUCCGAACGAAGAUGACCAAUGCCAAGUUGGUGUAAAGUGUGAGACUGGCCUCAACAUUCUCGAAGCUUUGUCAGCCACAGGUCUACGAAGCAUUAGGUAUGCUAAAGAAGUGCCUGGCAUCAAGACAAUAAUGGCAAAUGAUUUGUCCAUCGAAGCGGUUGAAUCGAUCAAGGAAAAUGUGAAAAACAACGGAGUUGACCAUCUGGUCGUUCCGCAUAUGGCCGAUGCCAAGGUUCUAAUGUACACAUCAAUGUCCGACGAGAAACGUUUCAAUGUAAUCGAUUUGGAUCCGUACGGCUCACCCAGCCGUUUUCUCGAUGCUACAGUACAAAGUGUGUCAGAAGGAGGACUACUUUUAAUCACCGCUACUGAUAUGGCUGUUUUCUCUGGUAGCACGCCUGAGGCAUGUUUCGUAAAGUAUGGCUCGAUUCCGCUAAAGGCGAGGUGUUGUCACGAAAUGGCCAUCCGCAUUCUGCUCCACACCAUCGAAACUACAGCCAAUCGCUACGGCAAGUACAUAAAACCAUUGCUCAGUGUAUCGGCCGAUUUCUACAUUCGAGUGUUUCUACGAGUGUACAGCAGUCCGUUGAUGUGCAAACGGUCCAGCAGCAAACAGUCUUGGGUAUAUCAAUGUACCGGUUGUGAUACGUUAACUCUCCAGUCAUUGGGAAUAAUCAAACCAAAUCCCAGCCAAUCGAAUCCGAAUCAGGUCAAGUUCGGUAUACCAACCGGACCGGCGGUGAACAGUCACUGUGCUCACUGCAACCACAGACAUCAUACGGGCGGUCCUAUUUGGAGUGCACCAAUACACGAUGCAGAAUUUUUGGCGUUGUUAAUGAGCACCAUACAAACCGAACGGCUUAAAGCACUGGUAACGCAUCCGCGAGUUCUUGGUAUGCUUAGUGUCAUCCAAGAAGAACUUCACGAUGUGCCACUCUACUACGACAUCGGGAAAUUGUGUUCGAUUUUGAAGCUGGAAAUGAUGCCUGUGCUUACGUUGAGAUCGGCUCUACUGCACGCCAAGUACAGGGUGUCAUUUUCGCAUGCAUGCAGACAGUCUCUGAAGACCGACGCCCCGAUGGAAGUCGUGUGGGACAUUUUAAGAUGCUGGGAAAAAUUGCAUCCGGUGAAGAAGGAUCGUUUUUUGAAUGGCACCUCAUUGAAAGCAAUCUUAGAAAAGGAGCCGUCCAACGAGUACAAUUUGGUUGAUAUUCAUCCGGAAGCGAAUCCGGAAAGCAGGAAGAAAUCGUUGGCCAGAUUUCCUGAGAAUCCUGCAGCACACUGGGGACCCGGAACCAGAUCAACGUUAAUGGUAAGCGAUAAUAAGAUGCUUAAGAGCAUUCGCAAUCAAAAUAAAAACAAGAAACCAAGGAACGUUGGAGACGACUUGCAAAACCUUACAAUUAAGCGACAGAAGAAGGAUGAACCCACAACAGAGGUGGAGGGACCUUCAAUUUCAAUGGACGAUAAAUGAGCAUUUUGUACAAAUAAAAUUGUAAAAUUGAAACAAACUGA
Bradysia coprophila is the source of this 1816-nucleotide messenger RNA. RefSeq names its product tRNA methyltransferase 1 (gene Trm1). Gene Ontology annotation, molecular function: RNA binding; tRNA (guanine) methyltransferase activity. Lineage: Eukaryota; Metazoa; Arthropoda; Insecta; Diptera; Sciaridae. Gene Ontology annotation, biological process: tRNA N2-guanine methylation. The record is from RefSeq and is a predicted model, not a curated record. Gene Ontology annotation, cellular component: nucleus.